Triplophysa dalaica is the source of this 1312-nucleotide messenger RNA. Its product is annotated as tumor necrosis factor receptor superfamily member 11B-like. The transcript is spliced from 4 exons. Gene Ontology annotation, molecular function: protein binding. Bases 56 to 940 code for a protein of 294 amino acids. Lineage: Eukaryota; Metazoa; Chordata; Actinopteri; Cypriniformes; Nemacheilidae. The record is from RefSeq and is a predicted model, not a curated record.
AUUAAAGAGCCGCGCGGAUAUUAAGCGCACACGCAGAGCGCAUCAAUGAAGUCUGAUGAUGAUGAUCCGCGCGCGCAGAAUGUUUCUCUGUGCAGUCUUGAUUGUGCCGUUGGUCCUGUCGGCUGGCGCUUCGUCGGAUGAAGAGCGCUCGUAUAAACGCACGGAUCCGGUAACCGGACAGAUUCUCGUGUGCCGUCGCUGUCCACCGGGCUCCCGCCUGCGCGCGCACUGCACGAGCUCGAGUCCGACGCAGUGCGUCCCGUGCGGCGCGGGCCUGUACACGGAGUUCUGGAACUUCAUCCCGAACUGUCUGCUGUGCGACGCGUGCGCGGACCUGCAGCGCGUCGUGCGGAGCUGUAACGCGACGACGAACACAUUGUGUGAAUGCGAGCCCGGAUUCUUUUGGGAGCAGCACUUCUGUCGGAAACACGCGACGUGUAAACCGGGACACGGGGUCAAGACUCAAGGGAGUCCACACAGGGACACAGUGUGUGAGCUGUGCCCAGACGGACAGUUUGCUGACAUCACACAAACAUGUGCACCGUGCGUUACACACAGCGUCUGUGCGACACAUGAGCAGCUCCUGAUACCUGGAUCCAAGUGGCAUGAUAAUGUGUGUGCCACGUGUGAUCACAUCACAACUCGAGGUUGGCUGGAUUUAUUCAGACCGAUUGUCUCGGGUCUGUUCGUUCAGCAGCGGAUGCCCAUCCAGCGGCUGCAGCGCUUCAUGGGUCAGAGACUGCGCAGUCAGACGGACAGAAGAGCGGUGGAUGAGAGGAUUCAACAGUGGAUCAGUGGAGCAUCAGAUGAGGAACUGCUCAAACUGCCCAACAUGCUGGAGAAAUCACGUCUGAAUCUGCUCGCAGACAAAAUCAGACAGAAACUCAACAGAUUUCAGAUGUUUGCUACUCGCUGCACUAACAACCUCAUAAAACACUAACUUGUCUGACCACUGUUACACACACACAAACACACACACUCUACUAAAGGACCUUGACGUUGUUGUGUGUUCUUUGUGAACUAGUCAAUUUGUUGAAUGACUUCUUUCUUAGGUCAUGUUGUAGUUGUAAUACUGUAGUUGAACGAUACCUUUAUCUUUUAUUUGUGUACAAUAUGUUUUAUAGUGCCAUCGAUGAUGUGAUGGGGAUGAUCAUCAGUGAUUUUAUCCUUUGCACUCAUGAAUUGAUUGUGUCUUAAAAAAGUGAGAGAGUUCUUAACUUUGUUUUAUUUAUUUUUUUAACUGCACUGCCUACAGUAAACCUCAGAACACAGCUGUGUGUAACCUAUGAAAUAAAUGGAUGCACAAACAGUG